Prorocentrum cordatum is the source of this 1479-nucleotide messenger RNA. Lineage: Eukaryota; Dinophyceae; Prorocentrales; Prorocentraceae. The record is from the annotation of a GenBank genome assembly.
AUGACUGCAUCUUCAACGAAAUCCUCGACGCUGAUCCCGCAACGAUUGUGCUACGGCCCUAUCGGGAGUGCCACCAGCGACCAGGCCUGCAUGACGUUCAAGGAUGUCACCGCGCCCGGAUUCCGUCAGGGCCGCUACGGGGUUUGCCACUACCAUGCCAAGGCCCUGGGCGGCUGCGACGGUCCGCUGGCCUUCGACCAGGUGCUGUGGUUCGGCCUCGAGCUCGACACCCGCCUCAAGGAUCCCAGCAAGUUCAUCGCGGUCCAGUACGAGGCCGAGGAGCGCCACAACGUCGCCGUGGUGACCGGCGCCUACCUCGUGCUCGGACGGGGCUGGUCUGCCGACGAGGUGCGCCAGGCCCUCCCCGAAGACGCUGCUCUGACUCUGCCGUGCUCGUGGAUCGGCCUGAAGACCAGCCACCGGACUCCUGGCAUGGUGGUCCAGGAUUGUUGGGAGGGCGUGCAGAUGGCCCGGGACCAGGGGUGGCUGAGCAAGGCCAGCGUCGAGGACGGCGUCAUGACCUCCUUCGCGGCCAGCAAGUUCUGGAAGACCAUUUGCCAGUACGACGGGGCCUGGCUGGCGCCCGGCGACGUCUUCGUCAUGGCGGACCCUAUGACGACCAUCAGCGACCCUAACCCGAUGACCUGCGCCGCCUUCUGCAGCGAGCGCCGGGCCGAUCCCGAGCUGGCGGAGGACAGCCUGGACGAGCUCAGGAUGAUCAGCAAGUAUAGCACUGCCUCUUCGCCAGCCCUGCUGAAGUUGAACGCCCUCGUUCUGGAGGAAUCGACCUCCUGUGGGGACACGGAGGAGUUCGUCGCCGUCAGCGAGGCAAACUUUGGUGCCGCCAGCGAGCGGCUCGAAUACCUCGGGGCUGGCGGCCAGCCGGAUGGCACAUCGACCCACACUGUGUGCAAGGCCUACCGCCUUGGGACCAGGGACGCCAAAGGCCACGGCGAGUGGCCAGACGCCAAGCCGUUCGUGGACUUCCUCCUGGAGGAGGACAUCAAGGGUGUGGUGCGUGUGAACAAGCCAGACGAGCGAGGGCUUGCAGAAGUUGGGGGGAGUUACGACGCGCGGCAGCUGGCCAAGUUUGGGAUCAGGCACGCAGACGUCUUCGUCAGUGACGCCAUCAGUAACGGCACGGGGGCCGUUCCCCCCAAUGCUAUUGUCAGGCGCUUCAUCAGCGUUGCCAAGGACAUGAACACCGAGGGUGAUGGCGCUAUCCUAGUCCACUGCAAAGGCGGCUUCGGCAGGAGCGUGUUCUUGGCCUGCAUACUGGUCAUAUACAGGUACGACGUCUCAGGCCGCAGUCUCCUUGGUUGGGCGCGGAUUGCGCGUCCAGGAGCAAUCACGACUCCCGAGCAGGAGGCCGCGCUGCGCUCCCUCUCGGGCCGCGUGGACCUUUGCAGGAGAUAUGGCAUCUCCUGCGAGGGCGAUGGAAGCAUGCCGAGAACGCAGGCUUGCUGCACGGUGAGCUGA